Molecule: messenger RNA, 1950 nt
Organism: Octopus sinensis (East Asian common octopus)
Lineage: Eukaryota; Metazoa; Mollusca; Cephalopoda; Octopoda; Octopodidae
Product: cytochrome P450 4X1-like
Exons: 2
Coding region: 178-1728 (516 amino acids)
Molecular function (GO): iron ion binding; heme binding; oxidoreductase activity, acting on paired donors, with incorporation or reduction of molecular oxygen
Source: RefSeq, a predicted model, not a curated record
UCCGCCUUCGAACCCGCCCCAUAGAUUACAGCUUAUCUCCGGCACUGCUCUGUCGACAGAAAUAUAGACAAUAUUUCUAUCUUGUCUAAACAUUCGACUAAACGCUUUCGUUCUAUGUACUUCACACGCUGCUGGACUGAGUCGCGACUUCCAUAAAAUCCAUUCAAGCUAUCAAAAAUGGAAGCAUUAACUUCCGUAAUCAACUCCUACAAGGCUGCCUCUCAGAGCAUCACCUGGGAAAUGCUUCCACAAUUCAUAACUAUUUUCCUUCUUUCGUGGGUUGUGUAUUCACACUUUUUGAAGAUAUAUUUUUCUCCACUAAAAUAUAUGCCAAGAGUGACAUACGUUCCAAUAUUUGGUUCGUUAAUAGACAUUAUUCGACAGGAAUCUGGAUAUUAUUACGAAUCAUGGAUGAAAAGAUUGAAUGCCUCUGUAUUCCGAGUAUUUUGGGCCUAUGGAUACGAAAGGGUGUGUGUUGCAGACGCUGAUGUUGCGAAGGCUAUUCUCGUGACUAAAACCAAAAGUUUUAGAAAAGCACCCGAAGGCUAUCGUUUCAUUAAAAAACUGCUGGGAGACGGAUUGGUCACAACUGAAGGCAAACUUCAUCGAAGAAACCGCAAACUUUGUAACGGAUCGUUCAGGAAAAAUAUUUUGAAAAAUAUGAUCCCGACAUUUGAAUCACACACAGUCAAAAUGAUGAACAAAUGGGAAAAACUUAUGGAAACUAGUCGCGAUGGUUACACUGAGAUACCAAUCAAUUUACAGGUGACUAACUUAACGUUUGAUGUUAUUGGUAAGUGUGCGUUCGAUUAUGAUUUUAAAUGCAUCGAAAACAACAGCAAUGAAACCACAGACCUUUUCACAAAAGUUUCACAAAAGCUUGGGAUAAGCUGGCAACGUGUUCUACCAGACUUCUUGCCGUUUUUACAUGUUUUCAAAACGAAAUCAAUGAAGGAAUACGAGAAAUAUAUUUCGAAUUUAGACAAGAUUGUUUAUAGUAUUAUUGACGAAAAAAGAAAGACCAUGGAUCUUUCGAACGAGGAUGAUUCAAACGUCAACACUCUUCUCGAAUCUUUAUUGUAUGCCAAAGACGAGGACACCGGUGAAAGAAUGAGCGACAAAGAAAUCCGUGAUCACGCGGUUACGUUCAUGUUAGCUGGGCAUGAGACUACAGCCGUUUCGAUAACUUGGGUUCUGUUACAACUUGCUCGUUAUCCUCACAUCCAAGAUAAAGUCAGAGAAGAGAUACGUUCGGUUCUGCCGAAAGAUGGAAGGAAUAUCACAGACGACCAUUUGGAACAAUUAUCGUAUCUUCGAUGUGUCAUAGACGAGACUAUGCGUCUUUAUCCGGCUGUUUUGAUGGUCAGCAGAGAAGCUGUUGAAGAUUGCAGAAUAGGGGAUUACACGUUUCCCAAAGGAACAUUCCUUUUUGUGAACAUAACCUCUUUGCAAAAGAAUCCCAAAUACUGGGAAAAUCCAAUGGAAUUUCGCCCGGAGCGAUUUAGCGAUCCUUCGAAAGUUUACCCUUAUUCUUUCAUACCUUUCAUUGCUGGGGGCAGAAUGUGCAUCGGUUAUAAGUUUGCUAUUAUGGAGAUGAAAACGGCCCUAGCUUUACUUAUCAACGAGUUUGAAUACAAACUCAUGCCUGGCGUCAGUUACAAACGACGAGCAACCAUAACCAGUCGACCGGAACCGAAUUUAAUUUUGAACGUGCGGAAGUUGAACUGAGAAAAUGGAAGAAUAAGACAAGUUUCUUGGUGAAUAUAGUUAAAUGAUAGAUGGAACGUGCGAAGCUGUUUUGAAUAUCAAACGAUAGAUUUAAUAACUUUAUAUAUAUCCCCACCAACCUAAUAAUAAUAAUAAUAAUAAUAAUAAUAAUAAUAAUAAUAAUAAUAAUAAUAAUAAUAAUAUAAAGGACUGAGGUAACUCCUCCAGAAGAUAUAGAGACAA